Monoraphidium neglectum is the source of this 1356-nucleotide messenger RNA. RefSeq lists its product as hypothetical. NCBI's taxonomy places the organism in Eukaryota, Viridiplantae, Chlorophyta, Chlorophyceae, Sphaeropleales, Selenastraceae. Bases 1 to 1356 code for a protein of 451 amino acids. The record is from RefSeq and is a predicted model, not a curated record. The transcript has 4 exons.
AUGACAUGCGGCUCGACGAGCGCCCCCGCGCCCGCCGUCGCUGCGGCCGCCGCCGGGCGCAAGCUGAUGGGUAGCGGCAAGUCCGGCGGCGGCAGCAGCGGCAAGACCGACCACAGCGUUGCUGCCAAGACAGAGGAGAUGAUGUCGCACUUUAGGACCCGCGGCUUCCGCCAGGCCACCAACUUCAAGUGCCUCAGCUGCAACGCAACCGCGGGAUACCGCCUGAACGAGCGGGCCGGGCGCUGCGAGUGCAUCUCCGGCUUCGGCUCCCUGCGCGAUAACGCGGUCUGCGACUACUGCCCCGCCGGCUACAUCUCCCGCGGCGGCUGGCUGGCCAAGUGCGUCGAGUGCGACAGCUGGGCGUGGCCCAACGAGUUCGGCAACGAGUGCGUCUGCGUGUCGGGCACGUACGGCAUGGUCAACACUUUGACCGGCCAGGCGCAGUGCAACACGUGCCCCGACUACGCGCCCGUGUCGCUCGAGGGGUCGACCACCCCCAAGAACUGCACCGCCUGCGCCCUGAACAAGGAGCCGUCAGAGGACAUGUCCAUGUGUGUCACGCUCGGCACCGGCAUCUCAGGCGGUGCCGGCUUCGGCAUGCUGAAGGCGCGCGGCGAGAAGCUGGAUAAGCUCGACGUGCUGCGGGACACCAGCAACGUCACCGCACCCGCGGGCUGGGAGGCGCUGCGCCGCGCCAACAUCACCGACGACUUCAAGGUCGCAAACAUGACCAAGCUUCUCAACGGUACCGUCUUGCUCCCGAACUUCAACUUCCCGAGCCAAAUGCAGCCCGGGUUCGAGGGUGCUUACAACGCGACCUUCAACGUGCUCAACAACUUCCUGGGCGCGGACGACGCCAACACGACGGCGUUCCAGCCCGCGGCGCUCCUGUACAAGGGCCUCGAGAUCGUCCCGAAGAUCUUCAGCGGGGACCUGAUCCCGUCGCUGCCGUCCGUCCAGCUGCCGUCGCUCGCGCAGCUGCAGGAGCUGGGGUCCAUUGCGGGCGGCACCGGCGGCCUCUCCCUCGGCGGCGUCCUUGCUGCCCUCCAGAAACUCAAGGCAAUGAAGGAUUCGGCCGACAAGACCGGCGGCCUCGGCGCUGCGGGCGGGGCGGGCCUGGGGCUUGCUAAGAAGUCCGCGACCGUGAUCAUCCCCCACAAGCCGAGCGGCGCCGCGUCGGUGCUGCGCGCCGCCGCGUCCGCCGCGCCGCACGCCGCGGUCAGGGCUGUCGCGCCGGGGGUGGCCAGGGCGGCAGCAGUACCAGUCAGGGCGGCGGGCGUGCAGGGCGCAUUCCGCGCAGCGGCGCAGACCGUGGCCCACCGGCCGGCGGUGCCGAAGCCUGUCCCUAGGGGCUGA